Thecamonas trahens ATCC 50062 is the source of this 1999-nucleotide messenger RNA. Its product is annotated as aspartyl-tRNA synthetase. Gene Ontology annotation, cellular component: mitochondrion; cytoplasm. The transcript has a single exon. Gene Ontology annotation, biological process: aspartyl-tRNA aminoacylation. Gene Ontology annotation, molecular function: nucleic acid binding; aspartate-tRNA ligase activity; ATP binding. The record is from RefSeq and is a predicted model, not a curated record. Lineage: Eukaryota; Apusomonadida; Apusomonadidae. The coding region runs from base 6 to 1865 and encodes 619 amino acids.
GAGAGAUGCUCGGCGGGCGAGUGACAAGGGCAUGGAGCCAUGUCUGGCGUAGAAUGAGUAGCAGCAAGAAGUAUAUUCCUGGACUGGCAGAGGAAGAGCUCGGGUCGGAGGUGUCGGUCACGGGCUGGCUGGCUGGUGUCCGUCCAGCUGGACCGGCGACGGCGUUUGCAACUGUUCGCGAUCGUGAGGGCGUGAUUCAGGUUGUGGUCGACGGAAGCGCAGACGAACUGCCGCCACUCGAGUCUGUGGUGCAAGUGAAAGGGCGCAUCGAAGCGCGGCCGAGUCGGCAGAGGCGGACAAGUGCGGUGAAUGCGAUCGGCGAGCUGGAGAUCCAUGCCAAGGCCGAGGAGGUUGUGACGGUGGCGGCGGCAGCGAAGGAGCUCCCGAUGUCACUGGUGGCCAAGAAGAACGCACCGCUGCCGGCUGAAGCGUUGCGGCUGGCGAACCGGCAUCUGGACCUGCGGCGGCCGGAGCUGGUGGGCAACCUGCUCGCGCGAGCUGCGUUUCUCUCGGCCGCGCGGAGCGUGGUGGAGAGCGAGGGAUUUGUUGAGGUGGAGACACCGAUUCUGUUCAAGUCGACGCCUGAGGGCGCGCGUGAGUUUGUGGUGCCUGCGCGGGCAGUUCGUGGCGCGGCGUAUGCCCUCCCACAGUCGCCGCAGCAAUACAAGCAGCUGCUGAUGAGCGCCGGCAUCGAUCGGUACUACCAGGUUGCGCGCUGCUUCCGCGACGAGGACUCGCGGGCCGACCGGCAGCCCGAGUUUACCCAGCUGGAUAUCGAGGCCUCGUUUGUCACUGCUGGCGACAUCCAAGGACUCAUCGAGCGGGUGGUGAGUGCCGGCGUGCCGGCGUCGCUGCGGCGGGCAGCCGGGCACCGGCCGCAGCUUGCGGAGCUCGCCGCCGACGCGUCGGCACUGUCUGGCUUGCAGCAUCCGUUCCCGCGGGUGAGCUACGCACAAGCGAUGGCCGAUUACGGGUCGGACAAACCGGAUAUGCGGUCGCGCGAGGCGCUGCUGCAGACUGCCGAUGGGCUCGUCGGGUUCCGUGUUGCCAAGCUUGCGGGCGCACUAUCGAAGCGCAAGCUGGGCGAGGUGGCGCGGCCGGACGGCGACGUCGAGAUGGGCAAGGGCGCAUACGUGCUGGGUGUGCCUAGCGACGACGCGGUGGCGGCACGGAACAAGGUGUUGGCUCUUGGCGGCAGCGAGACCAGCCUUGGGCGGCUGGCCGAGACCUUUGGAGCCGAAGCGGGCGACGCGCUGGUGGUAGCGCCCGAGGCGAUGCGGCCGACUCUGGGCAAGCUCCGGCUCCACGCACUGAAGAUGGCGGCCGAGGCGGGGGUGAGUCAGCCUGUGGCGCACUCGGCGACCAACUUUACAUGGAUCACCGACUUUCCUCUGUUCGAGGUCGACGCCAGCUCUGGCGCGAUCGCGUCGGCGCAUCACCCGUUCACCGCGCCGCACGUGGACGACGUCGAGCUGCUUGCGGAGGGCAUGGCGGCGUACAAGGCGACAGGCGAGACGAAGCAGCUGCUUGAAGUCCGGGCGCAGAGCUACGACCUGGUGCUCAACGGGGCGGAGCUCGGCGGCGGCUCGAUCCGGAUCCACCAGCCCGAGCUGCAGCGGGCAGUGCUCCGCGAUGUGCUCGGCGUGACAGAGCCGGAUGCGCUCUUUGGGCACCUCCUCCGUGCGCUCGGCCACGGAACGCCGCCGCACGGCGGUGUUGCGCUCGGCAUCGACCGCCUCAUGGCAACGCUUCUCGACACCGGAAUUCGCGACGUGAUCGCCUUUCCCAAGGCCGGCGGCGGGCGUGACUUGCUCACCGGCGCGCCGUCGACUGUCGAUCUGAGCGAGUACCUCGCGACCAAGUAGCUAUGGCUGGCUAGCUAUGGCUGGCUGGCGAUGGAGUGCAAGUCAUUCGAUGGUCUCGUUGAGUGUUCGCGAAGGCUGUGCAUAUUUUUGAGCCGCAAGAUAGGCGGUCGUGGAAAAGUGACAGGGAAAUGGGC